AUGCGGUUAACGUGCAAUCUUGUGCAUAGAGGUCUGCGUCAGCGUUUACUGCGCUUUGUCACCUUGUCCACCUGUCCACAGUUGGAUGGAGUGUGUCUGAUUACUCGCCAGUCGUUCACACCCUAUCGAACUGUGAACAUUUCUAUCGCUAAGAAGAUUCUCUCAGUUCUACUAUGUAUAGAACAAGAUGCAGUGAAUACUUUUACCAAAUAUAUAUCUCCAGAUGCUGCUAAACCAAUACCAAUUACAGAAGCAAUGAGAAAUGACAUCAUAGCAAAGAUUUGUGGAGAAGAUGGACAGGUGGACCCCAACUGUUUCGUUUUGGCACAGUCUGUAGUCUUUAGUGCAAUGGAGCAAGAGCACUUUAGUGAGUUUCUGCGAAGUCACCAUUUCUGUAAAUACCAGAUUGAAGUGCUGACCAGUGGAACUGUUUACCUGGCUGACAUUCUCUUCUGUGAGUCAGCCCUCUUUUAUUUCUCUGAGUACAUGGAAAAAGAGGAUGCAGUGAAUGUCUUACAGUUCUGGUUGGCAGCAGAUAACUUCCAGUCACAGCUUGCUGCCAAAAAGGGCCAAUAUGAUGGACAGGAGGCACAGAACGAUGCCAUGGUUUUAUAUGACAAGGAAAAUGACUAUGUCUUUUUGCCUGGCUUUUUGUCCAGCAAUCUUUAUUAUAAAUAUUUGAAUGAUCUCAUCCAUUCAGUUCGAGGAGAUGAAUUUCUGGGAGGGAAUGCUUCACUGACUGCUCAUGGCUCUGUUGGCCCUCAUGAUGAGUCUCAUCCAGGUGGUUCAGACAGCUCCACUUCUCAGUCCAGUGUGAAAAAAGCCAGUAUUAGAAUUCUGAAAAACUUUGAUGAAGUGAUAAUUGUAGAUGCUGCAAGUCUGGAUCCAGAAUCUUUAUAUCAACGGACAUAUGCAGGGAAGAUGACAUUUGGAAGAGUCAGUGACUUAGGGCAAUUCAUCCGAGAAUCUGAGCCUGAACCUGAUGUAAAGAAAUCAAAAGGCUCCAUGUUCUCACAAGCUAUGAAGAAAUGGGUCCAUGGAAGUACUGAUGAGGCCCAAGAAGAACUAGCUUGGAAGAUUGCUAAAAUGAUAGUCAGUGAUGUUAUGCAGCAGGCACAGUGUGAUCAGCCAUUAGAGAAAUCUACAAAGCUGUGACUCAAGACCUGCAAUGAAGGAAAUCUGCUUUUGAAAAAUAGGAGAACUUUUUUCCUUUGGUUGGAUUCUUCAACACAGCCAAUGAAAACAGAGCACUGUAUUUGUUCCCACUGAUACAUCACUGAUGUUUCCAAGAAAGAAUGAGAGACAAUCCUAGACUUCCACCGUAAUGCAGCAUUACAUGUAGACAUAAGUGAUGCACAUGAUGUUCACACAGUGAAAGUCAUAGAGAUACAAAGUGGUAUUGUUUACACUCCUAGAAAAUUAUUAGUUUUCUAAUGGCAAUAACCUAUGUAUGAGAGUUUUAGCCCACUGGAAUAGACAGGGACCAUUUCCUGUGGGAGGGAGAUCCGCACAAAGCUGAUAUUUGAUGUACAUUCUUGCAUCAGUGAGUUAUCCCUAACAGCAUCUUAAAGCAGGUGCCAAAGGUGCUUUGCUUUGUCCUCCUCAAACAGGUGAGUCAGCCCCACCGAGCGCCAGGCAGCUCUGAGUGGCAGAGCGGUGCUAGCAGCUUGUCUGUCUGCAGUGGAGCAGUCUUCUGUCACAGAGGCAUUAGUUUGGAAGGAAGCUGACAGGUCAAGUCUCAGUGACAUUGUCCUUCCCUUUGGUGGCAAUAUACAAUUUUCGCAUUUUAAUUACUCCUGAUGCAGUAUAUUUAAAACUAGUCUCUCCCCUCCUAACAAAAGGGUGAAUCUAGUUUGCUCUGAGCAUUAGGAUUUGCUCCUCUGGAAUUCUGUGCUCCAGUUACUUAACUUUCUUUUCAGAGUAUAUGUGGAAAGAAAGAAAUUACAAUGAUCACUCCAGUUUAUCUCAUGUGGUACCUUGAACAAAAUGGUUAUUCUCAGAUUGUACUAAUCUUUUUUUAAUAAGGUGAGUGAGGUGGGUGGAGGGAGAGAAGCACUCAACUUUGUUUGACUGUCUCUCCCCACCCCCACCCCCCUUUUUCUGUGAGCUGGGAAGUGUGCAGUUGGUGGCCUUUUUCCUUCUGUCUUCAGGACAGUGAAAGAAGCCUCAGUCGGCUUCUGUGUCAGGACGCACAGCUAUCAGGGCUGCCCGGCUGGCGAGCACACUCCACUGACCUGCAGCACCAGUGCUUCCUUGUCGCAGGACUGUUCAAGGGGAAAUAAAGUUACUGCUUUUGCUCAGACUUUGCAAAAAAAAGAAAAAAGAAAUAUAUAUAUAAAUAUAAUUAUUAAUCACCUCUGUCCUUGAGAAAGUCUUGAGUGAAUAGAGAAUUUAUGCCAUUGCAAUAUUUGAUUGUACAGAGGCACAGUUUCAUCAACAGAAGAAGCAAAAAGGCUGUGUAUAAGUUUUUGGUACUAUGUACCACCUCUGUUAUUCUUCUAAAGCCGAAGUAUUCAUGUACUUAAAACCAUAUUCUAUUUAAUUGUGUUUGAUUUUAAAAUAUAUAUAUAUGAAUUAUAUUUAAAAUUGUGUCAACUUUCUGCUUUCAAGGCAUUUAUGGCUCUUCUACUGAAAUAUAUUGAUCCUUCCAAAUAUUUCCAUUUGCUUUACAAACACCCAGAACAUGAGCUACUACUGGACUUAGACUUGUGUUUGGAGUGUGUGGCAUAGACCUGAAGUUUUUAGUAGGUGUAUAUGCUGUGAUUAACCCAUUUUGUUCUUUUAACAAAAUACUUUUAUCCCUUUCACAUUGCUUCAAUCUUUAACAGAAAAGCAAUAUAAAGGUCAUAGAAUAAAAUGUGGUUUUGGGUGACUCUUGCUGCCUCUGCAUGGUUUGGAAUAACAAUUUCAGUAAAACCCUAGACUAUUUAAACUAGUGCUUUCAGUUAAGAUAGUUUCUAAUUUCUUUGUAUGCACUUUGUGCUUCUGAGCUACAGAUGCUGGUAGUUGUAAACUUCUUAUAAAGAGAAGAAUAGCAA
This is a messenger RNA of Galeopterus variegatus (Sunda flying lemur), 3038 nucleotides long. Its product is annotated as A-kinase anchor protein 10, mitochondrial-like. Gene Ontology annotation, molecular function: protein kinase A binding. Gene Ontology annotation, biological process: intracellular protein localization. The record is from RefSeq and is a predicted model, not a curated record. The coding region runs from base 1 to 1155 and encodes 384 amino acids. The transcript is spliced from 14 exons. Lineage: Eukaryota; Metazoa; Chordata; Mammalia; Dermoptera; Cynocephalidae. Gene Ontology annotation, cellular component: plasma membrane.